Westerdykella ornata is the source of this 594-nucleotide messenger RNA. RefSeq lists its product as uncharacterized. The transcript has 4 exons. Gene Ontology annotation, molecular function: metallopeptidase activity. The coding region runs from base 1 to 594 and encodes 197 amino acids. Lineage: Eukaryota; Fungi; Ascomycota; Dothideomycetes; Pleosporales; Sporormiaceae. The record is from RefSeq and is a predicted model, not a curated record.
AUGCGCAAACACGGCGCUCAUCAGGUCUCAGACAAUCUCGGCGCCAGGGCUGCACAAUACCCUCAAUAUGGCCCCGGGGCCAACAGGCGUGGCAGGGUGCCCGCCCAGAAAUUGAUUAAACUGAGAUGCAAGACACCUGAGAGUGUUCAGAUGGAUCCGAGAAAGGAUGCAUGCAACCGUAAUCCAACAAACAAAGCCGCCGCAUACGUUCUGCGUGCCAAUUUUACCGGAACAGGACCUGGGAUCGUUUUCUGUCCGGAUUUCUGGAACAACAAUUUCCCUUACCUGAAUGAUGUCACCGUCAAUGGAAUGCAAGGGAGCAAAAGCAUACAGCAGCUGCCUCUACUCUCACGCACAAAGGAGCACAUACUCCUCCACGAGUACUUCCAUGUCGAUGAAUUUGGCUACUGGAGGGAGGAGAGUUCAAUCCGCGAGUUGAUCAUUGAUCGCGCCUAUGGAGCAAUCAAUGCUCCUCGACUGGCAUGGCAGUAUAUGCCUAAAACUAUCAACACGGAUGUUCUGACCAAUGGUAUGUGUAAAUACUCUCGUGUCUCGCCCUCUGGCCGACCAGAAACUCCAAUAUGCUCGUCCUAA